AUAAGAUUCGCGCUGUUGACGUCAUCAAAACGCGCUGAGAAAACUAUGCUCGAACGACUCGAGAGAUAAGCUACGAAUGGUAAUUUGUAUCCAAAUAAAUAGUCGACAAUGCCUAUGAAAGGAAGGUUUCCGAUCAGGAGGACUCUGGAGUACCUCGGGAAGGGCGACAUCAUCUUUAAAAACCGAGUGAAGAUCAUGACGGUCAACUACAACACAAGAGGAGAGCUCAGCGACGGGGCAAGGAAAUUUGUUUUCUUCAAUAUUCCUCAAAUUCAGUACAAAAACCCGUGGGUCCAAGUAAUGAUGUUCAAAAACAUGACGCCAUCGCCGUUCUUGAAAUUUUACCUGGAUGAUGGUGAACAAGUGCUGGUGGAUGUUGAAGGAAAGGACUACAAAGACAUUGCACGACACAUAAAGAAGAUUUUGGGCAAGUCAGAGACCACGUUAAAGGCCGAGGCACAAGCCAAGAUGCAGGCCUCCAACCCUGCUAACUUUGGGCCAAAGAAGUAUUGUCUGAGGGAGUGUAUCUGUGAGGUGGAGGGCCAGGUGCCUUGUCCUGGAACCACACCUCUGCCUAAAGACAUGACUGGCAAGUAUCGUUCCCAGAUGAGUGCGGAACAAGAGAGCUGAGACAGAGAGACUGGUUCUCCGCUGUAGGAACCGGUGAUGUUAUCUGAUCUCCCAAGUAAGAGCAAUCUGACAUCAUGCUUUGAGUUUGUAUGCGAUGUUGAAUCCAGAAAUGUGGAUUCGCAUGUCGUGACUUCAUCCGGUAAUGUGCACAUCAUAAAAACAACAUACAGGUGGUCCUCGGGUUGUAAACUGUACCAUUAUUAAGACUCACAUUGCAUACAGAACAUUACAGGAACAAAACACCAAAUACAAGAAUUAAACUAAUAAAAAAUUAGCAUCUUGAUAAUAAAACCGCUUGGUUAUUACUGUUGUUAUCAGAUGAUCACUGACCUGGCAGGUAUGUCUACUGCAGUGUUAAUAUUUGACCGAUGUCCAACAGUCUGGGAUCAAAACAGUGACACAUAAUUCCAUGAACUGAGGACCACCUGUAGUUAUAUUGAAAAACAAUACCGUAUUUUCCGGACUAUAAGUUGCACUUUUUUCAUAGGUUGGCUGUUCCUGCGACUUAUACAUUAAAAAAAUUGUUACAUAAACACUGAAUACACCUUUUCUGUUUCUGUUUAUUUUUUUUUAUAAGCAUUGUGUUAGCAUAUCUUACACCUAUUCAGCCUGUUCUCUAUUCUUUUAUUGUUAGAACUUGCCUUCCAAGAGGACAUAAUGUCUGUUUUGGUCAAGUAGUUUGUAAAAUAAAUUACCCGCAAAAAAUGCGACAUGUAGUCCAGAAAAUACGGUAUAUAAUUUUUAUAUUGAGGCAAAAAAACAACAACAAUUUUGUUUAGUUUUGCUCUGAUGUUAAUAAAUUUGUCCAAAUCUUA
Messenger RNA from Doryrhamphus excisus (bluestripe pipefish), 1445 nucleotides. It is a transcript of the gene mrps25, whose product is annotated as mitochondrial ribosomal protein S25. The record is from RefSeq and is a predicted model, not a curated record. Gene Ontology annotation, molecular function: structural constituent of ribosome. Gene Ontology annotation, cellular component: mitochondrion. Lineage: Eukaryota; Metazoa; Chordata; Actinopteri; Syngnathiformes; Syngnathidae.